AUGAUCGAGUUUAGCACCAUUGACGAACUGAACGCAUCCGCCUGGGAUGUGGAUGCAUUACGAAGGCAGGGUUUACUGAUCCAAGAGAGGGUAUUGGGAAUCGAUCACAAGGUUACUUUACAUAGAUUAAUGGAACGCGGCGAUUUCUACAAAGAAACCAGACGUUUCCAGGAUUGUUUGGAUCCAUGGAUACUGGCACUGCAACAAGAGCAAUUGAUGAUGAAUUUGUUGGACGAUAAUGACCCAAUGAUGCCGCAAUUCAAGGAUGUCUACGCCAUAUUCCAGCUUUUGACAUCCAACAUCGCGGGGAUUCAACAGCUACUCAGUAUCCAACCGGUCGAUCGGACCCAGCAACUAAACUACGAUUGUGUGCUCCGAUGUCUAUUGCAUCUGAUGCACAUUUUGUUCUACGUAGCUAAAACCAAGGAUGACCUCAAAUUGAUCGAAAGCUCCGUUUGUGAGCUUGUUCUGAACAAUGCACAAAGUGUACAAACCAACGAAACGCUACUGCAUAUGGCUGUUUCGAACAUAGGUUUGAUGAAAAGUAAUUUUUUCACGGAUGAAGAAGAAGCAAAAAGAUAUUUCCCCAAUCUACCUGUCACGAGGUUACUGUUGGAAUGUGGUGCACACGUCAAUGCGAGGGACAAUACCAGAUCCACGCCAUUGCUUCUCGCCGUCUUUCCACACAAUUAUGAGACAGAUGUGAUUCACACUUUGAUCGAACACGGUGCCCAUUUGGAUUUGCCGAAUAUGUUGGGUGAUCGGCCUUCGUCCAUGCUCAGAAGAAAUCCGAUGAAUAAUACUCAUCUAGGUCAGCACAUUUCGCUGAAAUGUCUUAGUGCUAAUGUAAUUGUUGCGUCCAGUAUUCCAUAUCGGAAUGAAGUGCCUCGUAGGCUGGAGGAAUUUAUUCGGGCGCAUGAAAUGUUCUAG
Molecule: messenger RNA, 930 nt
Organism: Toxorhynchites rutilus septentrionalis
Lineage: Eukaryota; Metazoa; Arthropoda; Insecta; Diptera; Culicidae
Product: protein fem-1 homolog B-like
Exons: 2
Coding region: 1-930 (309 amino acids)
Molecular function (GO): protein binding
Source: RefSeq, a predicted model, not a curated record